Trypanosoma cruzi is the source of this 2382-nucleotide messenger RNA. RefSeq lists its product as uncharacterized. Gene Ontology annotation, molecular function: 3'-5'-RNA exonuclease activity; nucleic acid binding. Gene Ontology annotation, biological process: exonucleolytic trimming to generate mature 3'-end of 5.8S rRNA from tricistronic rRNA transcript (SSU-rRNA, 5.8S rRNA, LSU-rRNA). The transcript has a single exon. The coding region runs from base 1 to 2382 and encodes 793 amino acids. The record is from RefSeq and is a predicted model, not a curated record. NCBI's taxonomy places the organism in Eukaryota, Euglenozoa, Kinetoplastea, Trypanosomatida, Trypanosomatidae.
AUGAGCGCUGAGAACGUACACCACCAAACGCCAUCGCCGCGGGGUGAGAUGGCGGACACGCUCAAUAGAAGCAACUCUGAGCAGACAGCGCUGCUGGAUGACGACCACUCAGACAGAUUGUCGAAGCCCCACCUGUCGCCACUGUGCCAUACGGAGGCCGGGGGCUCGUGGUGGAAGUCACCAGGCAAGGCAGAAGGACGGACACCCGCUCGCAUAAUGCGUCAUGGCGGCCGGCGCCACGGCUUGAGGGAUAAUGCGAAUUCAAAAAUAGAAAAGUUCCGCAUGGCACGAUCCCUGGCCAUCCAGUGGCUCUCUUUGUUGAUGCAAAACCCACCAGACGCCGCCACAAUUCAGGCGUACCGAAAUAUGAAGCUGCAGCAUCGGCACCAGCAGGAAAAGCAAGGCAGAGAACACGCAGAACCAAGCAGCACUGAGGGAGGUUUAGCAAAGGGAACUUCAUUCGCGGAGGUUGUGAGAAGAGGUUUUCCACUCUCUUCUUCUUGUGGUUCGUCAGCUGCUUCCGACGCUGUUGUUCUUGUUGACGCUACUUCAGAUAUUGGCACCCAACAUGAUAGGAAUGUUGGCUCGAGUAGAAUUCAGUCCUCUGCGGAGACAUUUGAGCUCAUCCCAGAAGAUGAAAAGUCUGUUUCAGAGCUUAUCCGAGUGCUACGAGAGAUUGCUUUAACGGGUGCCUCGCUGGGAAACGUCUCACUCGAGAAGGAGGGAACUGCAACGAAUGGUGUGAGUUCUUCAUCCACCGCCAUGGGGUGCAGCGGGGCGGGCACUGGUGUGGACAGGGUGGAAGGCGGCAGUAGCCGUGUCAGUAAUGGUAGUGGUAGUAGUGGCAGCAACGGCACCAAGAGUUGUAACCGUGUCACGCAUCGGCGCAAUGCGGAGGGCCAAUGGGAGGAUAUUAAGCUGUAUUUCAGUACUGUGCACCGGUUGGUGCAGAAUCGCGAGGAAUUGACGUUUGUAUUGGACACUGUUUUGGGCACUGGCUGGUGCGUGGAUGUCGAGACGUCACCAAAGGAUUCGGAGUCAUCCUGCAGUGCAGGCGUGACGUUGCCGCUGUCGCAGGCGGCGAUAUCGGGCAUCGAGUCACCGCGAGCGCCGUCAUUUUCGGACAGGACAACAGAACACAAACCGAAGCAGCAGGGGGAGGCGGACGAGGAACACCAGCAAAUGGUGGUUAUAGACAAAUUGAAGGUUCACAGCACACUCAAUCACAAGGCGGUUCCUUUUGAGUCACGUCUUCAUUCAGUUUUGGCGAGUCCUCCACUGAGUGCGGCCCCGUACUACUUUUCUGGUAGAUCUGCAUCAACGCCGGCGGCCGAUCCUCACACAAACUCCCCCGUUUCCUUUUCAACACCGCCUUUGCAUCAGUGCGGCGGCGUUGCCAUGGAAAUGGCAAGUUCAGCCAUGCCGUCGGCAUCUACGACAGUAUCAAAUGGCACGACACCUCCAGCUGGGCCCUCUCUGCUUUCUUCCAACACGGCAUUCAAACUGGAAUCCCGGGAAGAUAUGAUUCGACGUCGUACGGCAGCUGCAGCCGCGGCCGCGGCAAACUAUGCGCAUACCACUUCUGGAAACUACUAUGGCAACCGCUCACGUGGCACUUGGAGUGGUUCUGUUUCUCCUCUUUUGUCUUUUAUGAAUCCCGCCCUGAGUCAUUCGAGUUGUCCGUAUGAUUAUCUGCUCGUGUUGGAUUUUGAGGCCACUUGCGAAGAGAGCACCCCACCGUCGUACCUUCACGAAAUCAUUGAGUUUCCUGUUGUUAUGGUUGACGUGAGGCUGCAACGGGCUGUUGCCGAGUUUCACCACUUUGUCAAGCCCAAGGUGAACCCCAAACUGAGUGAGUUCUGCCGCCAAUUGACGGGCAUUCGACAAGAAGAUAUCGAUAACGCCCUGCCGCUGGAGGAUGUUAUUCGGCGAUUUGAACGAUGGCAUGCACAGACAGUCCCUCCCGGUUCUCGCACCAUGCUGGCCACGGAUGGUCCCACUGACCUGAAGGAAUUUAUGUACAUUCACAGCGUAUCGCGGCAAGGGAUUCGCUUUCCCAGUAUGUUUUAUCAAUGGAUUGAUGUGAAACGUUUCUUUGCACACUUCUUUCAGUGCCAGCAAGGCAAAAUAAAGGCGAUGCUUGAUGCGCUUAACUGCCCCUUUGAAGGACGGCUACACAGUGGCAUUGACGACGCAAGGAACGUUGCGACGAUUGUGAUACGCAUGCUUAAAUUGGGAUGCUCUUUUUGCGAAAUCCCGCUUAGCCGCCUGCCAUACGGUGCGACAGCUACGACGGCAAGCCUUGUGGCACCUGAGAUCACAACGACAGCGACAGAAACGGUAAAAUUGGACAAAAAUGACACGGAUGCCUCAUCAUCGUAA